Messenger RNA from Paramormyrops kingsleyae, 1885 nucleotides. It is a transcript of the gene wbp4, whose product is annotated as WW domain binding protein 4. NCBI's taxonomy places the organism in Eukaryota, Metazoa, Chordata, Actinopteri, Osteoglossiformes, Mormyridae. Gene Ontology annotation, cellular component: precatalytic spliceosome; nucleus. The record is from RefSeq and is a predicted model, not a curated record. Gene Ontology annotation, biological process: mRNA splicing, via spliceosome. Gene Ontology annotation, molecular function: zinc ion binding; RNA binding; protein binding.
AGGUAUUUUGGCCUUCUCCGGUACCCGUACAUGUUGCCAUUCGGCGAAUCCUCCACGAUAGCUUAAGUUAGCAAUGUGAUUUGAAUGGUAGUCAAAUUAUUUACCAACUUCUUUUUGUGGUUAUAAUGGCUGACUACUGGAAAUCUCAACCAAAGAAAUUCUGCCAGUAUUGUAAGUGCUGGAUAGCAGAUAACAAGCCGAGUAUAGAGUUCCACGAAAGAGGAAAGAAUCAUAAAGAAAAUGUGGCCGCCAAAAUUGCAGAGAUUAAGAAGAAGAGCAUUGAAAAGGCUAAACAGGAGGACCGCAUGUCCAAGGAGUUUGCGGCUAUGGAGGAAGCUGCUUUAAAGGCGUUUCAGGAGGACCUGAAACGGCUGGAAGCUGAAUCUGGCACAGGUGCUGCUAGGCCUCAGAGUAGGAGAGCAGAAGUGGAGCCACCGGCCGUCAGCAGUAAGCAGCCGCGCGUCUGGAGCGAGGGCGUCACUGAUGAUGGAUAUGCAUACUACUACAACAGCCUGACUGGCGAGUCCCAGUGGGAAAAACCAGUAGGAUUCACUGGGGGAAAGAAGACUUCAAGAAGAACUCAAGUGAAAACUAAGAUUGAGACACAGACGUCUUCAGACUCACCAUGGGUAGAGUCACUGAGUCCAGAGGGAUACACCUACUAUUAUAACACUUUAACUGGCGAAUCCAGCUGGGGGAAGCCUGGGGAUGACCCACCCCAGGACAGUGGCAGCAGUGGUGAAAUCAGUGAGGCACUGGAGGACCUGUCAGCUCCUCAGGCAGAGCCCCUUUCAGGGGAGGAGAGCAGCUCAGAGCAGCCUCCCAGUGGAGUGGAAGCUGAGACCCCCAAAGAGCCAGGCGUCCCCAAAAUAAGCUUCAGGAAAAAGGAAGAGAAAUCUGAGCCGUCUGGAGUCGAGGGAGAAGAGACUGAAGAUGGAAAAGAGGAUGAUGGUGGAGCCAUUCACGAGGAGGAGGAGGAGGAGGAGGAGAAAGAAGAAGAGGAGGAGGAGGAGGAUGGUGGUGAUGGUGAUAAUGGUAAAAAUGAUAAUGGCAGUGCUCCUGUAGUAGAGGUGAUCCCAGCUAAAAGACGACGGAAGACGAACCCGUAUGGUGAAUGGGAGCAGAUCCAGGAGGAGCCUGACCCAUAUGAGCAGGUGGACCUGCAGCUGCCCCAGGUAGAAGGUGUGGGUGCAGCCACAGGCACUGACCUACCCCCUGAGCCUAAGGUCAAGUUCAGGGAGCGCACCAUCACGUCGCUGGGGGAUGAAGGUGACCAGGGGGCAGUCUUUAAGAAGAGAAAGAUGGACAAUGGCAAAUCCAGGAGCCUCAGGCAGAGGGGCAAAGAUGAUUGACAGUGGUCGCUGGAUUUUACCUGUGGACACAUGAAUCCUACUUGCAGAUUGUUGACGGACACUUGCAUCAGGUUGGAAGGUCUGUUUGGAAUUCUGGUGUCAGCAGAUGGCCUGACUGGGACAGAUGCUGAACUUCCAGUGAAGCUCUUGUCAGACUGUUCUAUGUGUGCUUAAUGCUUUUGUUUUUGUACUGUUUUUUCUUAAACAGAUACCAUUGUUAUAGAAUUGCAAGAACUAAAUACAGAGGAUUUUAACCAUUAAUGUUUUAUAUUUUAGAUUAUUUGUUUUAUGUCUGUGUUGCCCUCGCUGCUGCUUUGAAUUAAGCAUCUCAGUUUCCCAUUCUGACAUGCAUAAUGUUUCCUUCUGCAGUGAAAAUAUACGUAGCAAUAUGAUGGUGAGAGGGACAAUAACCCACAGACACGAGCUGCAUUGCAUGAGAGGUACAGAUACUUUGCUGAGAUGCACAAGUCUAUCUGGUGUCAGUUUGUCAAAAAUACUGGCAAAAAAAUAAAUUAUGGUGGUUGCACAAUGGA